Molecule: messenger RNA, 2074 nt
Organism: Belonocnema kinseyi
Lineage: Eukaryota; Metazoa; Arthropoda; Insecta; Hymenoptera; Cynipidae
Product: tigger transposable element-derived protein 2-like
Exons: 3
Coding region: 171-1949 (592 amino acids)
Cellular component (GO): nucleus
Molecular function (GO): DNA binding
Source: RefSeq, a predicted model, not a curated record
GUUUUAUAGGUAGGUCCAUGCCUGGAACCUGGAUUUACGUAACCUGGGUGUAUGGACUUCAUAGAAUUGAUCUCUGUAUUUUGUAUCAACAUUCAACUAUCAAAAUGCGUCAGUUUGUUUACAGUGUUUAGCGCGGUGUCUCGAUUUCGGUUGCGUUACAAUUUUAAAAAAUGCCCAAGGAAAUUAAGAGGCAGCGUUUAUCGUUCAAAGAACAAUAUGAGCUUGUGAGCCUGGUGAAAGCAGGCACCACAAAACAAGACAUUAUACGGAAGUAUGGUAUAAGUGAGGCUACCUAUAAGAGAGUGUUGUCUCGCGAAGCUGAUUUGAACAAUAAAGUUAAUGAUUUUGAAUAUUUGAACAAGAAAACGUCGAAAACAAGUAGUGAUGUGGUCUUGGAUGCUGCUGUCUUCGAUUGGUUUAAGCAAGCGUCAGAGAGAGGGGAUCCAAUAUCCGGGCCGAUCAUUCAGGAGAAGGCUCGAAUUUUAAACGAGGAGCUCAACGGCUCGCGAACCUUUAAAGCUAGCAAUGGUUGGCUCAAUGGUUUCAAGAGACGGUACGGUAUUCAAAGUAGUCGAAAGAAUGAUGAGAAAUUGCCAGAGAAUCCGUUAAGUGCUGCAGAAUUUUCGAAAAUUUUGAAGGCAAAAAUCGAAUCGGAAAAUUUGAUUUUAGACAACAUUUACAAUGCAGACGAAUCAGAAAUUUUGUGGCGACAAUUGACGGCGUGCACUCUUGCUCUACACUUGGAGGAAGAAGAAGCUGCGGCGAGAGAGCAGGGCAGAGAUCAGCUGACAGCUCUAUUCUGCGCCAAUGCCUCUGGGAGUCAUCGAAUUCCACUCUUGAUAAUUGGCAAAUCUGAAACUCCAAAAUGUCUGAUUAAUCUAAUACAUAAAACGUCAAAAGACCAACGCCUGAAAAGGUUGGAGAGGCUCGGUGUUACCUACACAUACCAGAACAGUGCAUCGAUGGACACAUUUAUAUUCAUGCUAUGGUACAAGGAGGAGUUUAUUCCGCGAGUGCUGGAACGCCAGAGAAUGGAUGGAAUAACGGGAAAGGUGCUUUUACUCCUCGAUGAUGCCCAUUCCCAUCCGAGUUUGGAUGAACUAAACGCGAUAAACGAAAACGUUGAGGUCGUAUGCUUGCCCCGCAAUGAGACGGAGUUGAUUCAACCCAUGGAUCAAGGAUUGGUCGCGACGACGAAAAAACUGUACAAGAAAAUUAUGUUGAGACACCUAUUUCUCAGUGAGAAGUCAGAAGGGGCUCUUCAAUUUUUAAGAAAAUUAAACCUCCGGGAUUGCUUUGUCAUGCUCUGUCUCGCGUGGGGCGACGUGAAGGCAUCUAGUCUUCAGAGAGCUUGGAAACCGCUCUUUGUUGCGUGGAAACCGCUCCUAGAAGCAUGGAAACCGCUGCCGGAGGACUCAUUCCACGACGACGCUUCCGCGAUCCUUCCGGAUCCGCUGCCCAAGGACGAUGCCUCCGCCGGCGUUCAGGAUCCUCUGUCCAUCGAUGACGCGACUGUCAGCGCACCGGAAUCCGCAACUGAUUUUAUACGCUUUCCUCACGAAAUUUGCGAUCAAAUUUCUGAAAUGUUGUCGGGGCCAAGUUAUUCGGUAGAAAAAGCGAGAGACUUUCUCCUCAAGUGGUUUGAAAGUGAUCACAUUGAUAACGACUGGGGUUGGGAGUCUUUGUCAGACAGUGACAGUGCACACAUGGUAACAAAUGGCAGGCACGAACCCGAAACUGCUACUGAAAUCAUAAAAUGCGAAAGUCUAUACGAACACAGUGAACCUAUGGAAGUAACCGCGGAAAUAACGACAUCAGAGGCUUUUGUCUGUCUGAUGAAGCUGAAAAAAUGGGUGAAAUCGCUAGCAGAAUGCUUACCGAAACACCUAGAUUACAUUAGAGAAUUGGAGAUAUUGAUUAGCGAAGUUCAGUCAUCAAGUAUAUUGUAAAAAACUAGUCUUUAACUUUAAUUAAGAUUUUUUAAUAAGUUUGAGUCACUUAAACUUGAAAUAGUUUAACUGUAAAUUCAGUGACACACAAAUGACUUGAAUAAAAGUGGAUUUUCGAGUAAAAA